CCAACAACUGCCCCACCUUCAACAACCAAGGAGAUGACAACAGUUGUUACCACUACUCCUGAAUCAACCACAAGGGCGGUCACCACAGUGGAGGCUACAACAGAAGCCUCCACUACAGAAGCUGUGACAACUGUUGUUAGCAGAACAGCUACUUCUAUAGUUCCAUCAACUACUUUUGCACCAUCAACUACUGAGGAGAUGACAACUAGUGUUGUGUACACAACUACCGCAGAGUCAACUACUGUGGAAGAGACUACUACAGUACGGAGUACCACUGAAGAGAGUACAACAGCUCCUCCAAGUACAACUGAGAAGGCAACUACUCGUGUGACAAUUACAAAGGCUCCUUCAACAACUGCCCCACCUUCCACAACUGCUCCACCUCCAACAACUGCCCCACCUUCAACAACCAAGGAGGUGACAACAGUUGUUACCACUACUCCUGAAUCAACCACAAGGGCGGUCACCACAGUGGAGUCUACAACAGAAGCCUCCACUACAGAAGCUGUGACAACUGUUGUUACCAGAACAGCUACUUCUAUAGUUCCAUCAACUACGUUUGCACCAUCAACUACUGAGGAGAUGACAACUAGGGUUGUGUACACAACUACCGCAGAGUCAACUACUGUGGAAGAGACUACUACAGUACGGAGUACCACUGAAGAGAGUACAACAGCUCCUCCAAGUACAACUGAAAAGGCAACUACCCGUGUGACAACUACAAAGGCUCCUUCAACAACUGCCCCACCUUCCACAACUGCUCCACCUCCAACAACUGCCCCACCUUCAACAACCAAGGAGAUGACAACAGUUGUUACCACUACUCCUGAAUCAACCACAAGGGCGGUCACCACAGUGGAGGCUACAACAGCUCCAUCAAGUACAAGUGAGAAGGCAACUACUCGUGUGACAACUACAAAGGCUCCUUCAACAACUGCCCCACCUUCAACAACUGCUCCACCUCCAACAACUGCCCCACCUUCAACAACCAAGGAGGUAACAACAGUUGUAACCACUACUCCUGAAUCAACCACAAAGGAGGUUACCACAGUGGUGUCUACAACAGUGCUCUCUACCACGGAGGAAGCGACUACAAUCAUCGUAACAACUCAAGAAAGAACCACUGUGCCAACAACCACUGAGACCCCAAGUUCUACCGAGGAGUUGACAACCACAACGUUGAUCACCACAGGUCCCGAGUUAACAACAACACAGGAGACAACAACAGUAGUCACGACCACACAAGCACCAUCUACCACUGGUUUAAUUACGACUGAGGCUCCAUCAACUACUGUAAAAGAAACAACUACGGUGACAACAGAGGGGCCAACCACAGUGAAAUCUACUGCGACUGAGAAAGUGACCACGCCAAAAGGAACAACUGUCACUGUCACAGAAACUACCACGGAAGGUGCAACAACUGUUAUUAAAACAACAACAGAAGCCCCAAGUGUCUGCAUGUUUAAUGAACAGAAGUUUACUGAAGGUGAAAUAAUACCCUCUGUUCAACCUUGUGUCGUGCUGAUUUGCGGAGAGAAUGGAAACAUCAUAUCAGAGAAAAUCAAUUGUAACCGGACAUGUCCUAACGGAAAAUUGAUGGAAGUAAGCCAUGAACAUUGCUGUCCUGUUUGUGUUCCGAAAGAGGAGGACUGCUUCUAUCGCAAUGAUCCCAACUUCCUCGUAGUUGGUGAGUGCUUGUCCGAGGGACGCAUCCCGCACACCGACUGUGAGGGGUCUUGCGGCUCCAACUCGCGGGUCACCAUGAUGCCAGACUCCCACAUCACGUUCAACUGUGGCUGCUGCAAACCCUCCAAGCUGGAGCAGAAUUACGUCACGAUGAAGUGCAAUAACGGGACCGAGUUUGUUCACCCGUAUUAUGAGAUCAAGGCUUGCUCGUGCAGCUCAUGCGAGUUCGAUCCCAUGGAAACACUGAUUGUCAACAAAUUUGUGCUUCCUCAGGAGGGAGAAUUCUAGUAUUUUUUCUAACCAUCCUUUGUACAGCCGUGCACCUGACCUCUUCGAAUCCGUGCACAAACAGUAGAUUUCGUUUCGUGAUUACUUUCGACAGCCCAAGUAGGAGGAUACAUUAACGUGCGCGUUCUGGUUCAUGUGGCUGUUGCGCCGUGUACGCACGAGUCUUAUGUGCACGUGCACAAACCACAUACAAAAAUUAUUAGGAAACAUUAGAUAUAGUACGUGUACUGGCUACGAAAUACAGCUUGGGAAAAGUCACUUGUUAAGUCAACAUUUGCCAUGUUUUUUUUUUAUUUGGCACACAAUGGACAAUGUGCAUUUUACAUCAAAAUGUUGAGAUGUACAAACAUUACAUUCACUGUGUUGAUUUCCGCACAGAAGAGGUCCGCAUAAACGACAGGUAUAGCAGCGACGUUGUGUGGACUUGCCCACUUCCACACAAUGUUUCCCCAUCUCGGGAAAACAGGUUGAGAGGCAUUUUUGGAUUAGGUUUAUCCGUGGCAAAAUGAAUAAAAACACCAGAGGGAAUCAUAGAAGAAAACAAAUUGGGUUGAAUUUUUUUUUUCACAGUGUGAGUAAAUUGAUUUUUUUUCAGAGGUUUUCUAAACUACAGAAAGAAAAGCAAUGUCCACACUAGGUAUGUAACUUAAACAUGUAUGUAUCUAGGUGGGUAUCCUGUACACUUAAUCAUCGGUGCCGUUUUUCUUCACAUAAUCGUCAGAUGCAGCGGUGGCGGUCUUCCCAAACUUUCCCAGUAUAACUCUUGAUGAGGGCGUACUUGUGCACUGAGUCCCUGGCCUAUAGGUUGUGAAUGAUGCAUAAUAGAUCGACACGUCCCGAAAUAGAAAAAAAAAAACUAUACGGUACAGGAAUCAACCUAUGAUUCGUCCUCUAGUCCAGUGGUUCUUCUGUUGGUGAUUUAAAAUUUGAUAAUAACUAGACGAUAUUGUCAAACUAGUUUUACUCUCCAAAAAAAGUUGUUUAAUACUGUGUUGUACAAAGGAUGUUUAGUUAAAUAUACAUGUACCAAGAACCGAAACGACGUCAACGUGACAGUUUAAUCGAAUACUAUGACGACGGCUUGAAAUGAAAUUUAUGAAAUUUUCGCUAGAUUUGCGUUUUUUGCUUGAUUAGAUAUGCUUGAAAUUUGCCGCAUUUACUGCAUGAUUUGCUAAGGAUACAAUUGAGUUAGUUUCGAUAUAUUAUAUUUUAUUAUGCUUGUCUCAUUACAGCCGUUCUACUAAGUAACAUGACAGAUAAAACAUUUGUUAGUUUCGCCGCUUACAUGUCGGGAUCGGUGAAACCAAUGACAUUCAGCAUUGUUACAAUUCACAAAGGAAUAAAUAAUGCAGGGGUGAAAUUUCUGAGGAAGCGUUCCUGAUUUCAGAAGUUUUCGUCAUGAUUUUUAAAGAAUCCAUCUUGAAAUCUGCAAUUCCAGAGGUUCUACCGUACAACUGGUUUUGCCUAUAAAAGCUCAUGUAGAACAAAGAAAAGGAGUGGCUUCAGGCAGCUACAACUACAGACCCUACGUUGCUCCUGGCCCUUGGCAACCAUCAAGCCUUCUGUCGAUUAUUUAUCGGAAUUGUUCAUUUUCCCGUAAUCUCACCCCCAAGUUGGCUAAAUAUUCUCCGAGUGUUUGCAACUCUCCUUUUCAUUGUGAGAAAACCCUGCGUUAAAAGAACAUUAGAUAACAAUCAGAUCAGCAUUUUCAACUUUAACCGAUGCAUUUUUCCUCAUGUAAAGGAUAGCUGUUUUGAAAUUAUUAAUUAAUCGUUAAAGGGUUCAUAAGUUUUACGUUAUCAUUUUUUUGCUUCAAUUUAAUUUUGUUUUAGUUUAAUUUGUCACGAACUAAGAUAAGGUUUUCUAGCAGGAGGUAUGAAUGUAUUUAUGCAUAUUUGAAAAGGCUUGUGUAUUGAUUUGCGGUUCUUGUUUUCUUUAUUAUAAUUUUGUUUGGAAUUUGCCAUAUUUACUGAUGAUUUACUACUUAAGUUAGUUAUAAUAUAUUAUGGAAUGCUUAAUUAUUAAUUCAUUACAGCUGUUCUGCCCAGAUACAUUUGUCAUUUUGGAAGCACUGACAGAUAACAUUUGUGAUGCUUUCGCCGCGUAGAAAACAACCUUGAUAUACAGUGUCCCCCAAAAUGUUAACCCACAAUAAAGGGAUAAUAAAUAAUGAACGAACUACGAACUCAAUGAACAUGGUUUUAUCGUAAACUUUGGGAGGUAAGCUUUCCAUUGAUAUCUUGGAUCAUUGUUUUGAAAAUGGUGUGAAAAAAGUUUGGGUUAAACAAUCUUUGUGACGCAUAAGCAGAGGAACGCUUCCAAGAUAUCAACAGAGAGCAUACGGCCCAGAGUUUCUAAUAAAACCAAAGGUAUGGUAAUUAAAUAAGUUCAUUGUUUGUUCAUAUUAUUCCUUUGUUUGACGGUUACCCUUUAUAGGACAUUCCCAAAGGUCAUAAUUACAGAGGAAUUAAUGUGGCCAGGUGUUUUGAAAGGUUGUAAUUUACAACACUUUGUUUUCAUUGCACAACAAAAUGUCAUGAAAACAAUGGGUACAGGACUUUAGAUGAUACCAUUCAGUACUUUGUUACUUAAGAAAAUUCAGAUCAGCAUAAGCAACUUAAAGGGAAUAUACAUCAUUUGCUUUUGCUGUAAUUUUCAGAAAUGGAUGGAAUUGGG
Molecule: messenger RNA, 4650 nt
Organism: Patiria miniata (bat star)
Lineage: Eukaryota; Metazoa; Echinodermata; Asteroidea; Valvatida; Asterinidae
Product: mucin-5AC-like
Exons: 13
Coding region: 34-1974 (646 amino acids)
Source: RefSeq, a predicted model, not a curated record